AUGCAGCGAGAGCUGUCUACAUUCCCUUUGGCUCCAAAUUAUCUGCGCAAAUUGUCCGCUGCGGGGUAUAUGACCGCUGAUGACGUUAAAGAUGUCACUCCCACUGAAUUGAGCGAAGGCAAGUUGACUGCAUUAUCCUGAGUUAAUAAGCUUAUCUCAAACAGUUAAUCUAACUGUAGUUUGUUGUGUCUUUUUUGCCCAUUUUUAACAAUUUUAGAUUAUAAAUAACAUUUAAAAGAUUAUGAGGAACUUUUGCAGACUGAAUAUGAAAGACUGCUGUCUGAACUGUCUCAGGCUAGUCCCGGUUGUUUGAAAAGUGUUAUGUUGCUAUCAACUAAAUAAAUUUGUUUCCACUGAAUAAUAGCUGUGGUCACACUCCAGACUUUUUACCUAGGUAAACACGACUUGUUGACAGUUUACCUUGGGAAACUUGAUUUUUUAAGUGUUACCGAUUUUUCCCUAGGUAACUUACCUCGGGGAAAUUUUAGCGUCUGGGUCUUGGAUAUGUCUCUAAAACAAUAGAGUUUACCUUGACAGCUACCCCAAAGCAAUAGCUAGGGAAAAAUGAAAUACCGAGGUUGCUAGCCAAUAGACGCUCAUCGGCGAAGGUCUUGAUGACAGAACUGGACUUAGAUCAUGCCAUGAAAGAAAUUUUGGGAGCACGAGUCGUCUACGUCUUCGCCUUUCUUCACCUUGCACAUUGAAUUAGCAUAAGAAAUAACAGCGCGAUAAAAGAAAAAAACGUCUCUUUGAUCAACUAGAUCCCUGCACAUUUUGCCUUCUUGAAUUUACACUCCAAAAAAUUCAACUGGCCUGAAAACUUUGGGAGCCGAUAUCAGUAGUGUGACCUUCCCAGAAUUUUUACCUAGGUAAAACAAAACCCGAGAUGAAUUUACCUAGGCAGAUUUUUGAUGAAUUUGCCCUAGGUAAAUUGGUUUUACCUAGGUAAAAGUCUGUAGUGUGACCACAGCUAAUGCAGUUGCUCUCCCUAACACUUAUCCACUGGAAAGUGAUUCAUCUAGUGGAUAACACUAUUCAUCUUUUGAAACAAGUGGGAUCUGGUCUAUAUUGAGGCCUUGUUAGGGUAAAAUUUCGACAACUGACAUUCAUAGCCUUGAAACAGAGACAUAAGACCAGAUGAAAUGGUGAUAGGCAACAUAAUGAUGGGUUAGAUACUGACAGGGGCAUGGCCUACUAUUCAGAUUGCAAAACAAAUGAUUUGAAAUUCAGACUAUAAUGUAGGUUGUUCUUAAAAUCAUUUCUACACAAAAUUAAUUCCAUAUACUAAUAGCAAAUUACUUCUAUCACUGAUGUAGUUUGGGGAUAACUAGCAGAAUUCCUGGCCACUUUUAAGUUGUACCCCAAACUUGGAUAUGAUGUGUAGCAGAAACUCUUGGUUCACAUUUUCUUUCUUUUUGCCACAGUGUCGAGACAGCACAGAGAGCAAAAUAUAUAGAGGAUAUUACAUGGCUGCGCAGAGAUACGAAAUUUCUCUUCGAGUGUUGAAAAAUAUCAAGUGAGCGCAGCGAAAGAGUGAAAUGUUUUCAACAUGAGAAGAGAAAUUUCGUAUCUCCAAGCAGCCAUGCAAUGUUCUAUUUAUUAUAAUUAUAAACACCAAUGAAAUACCAAGCCAUUUCACUACAACAGUUUUUUCCUGCGAAAGGUGCGAUUUAUUAUGUAGCCAUAGCAAUGGUGAUAUUUUCACAUGUGAAAAUGACAUGUUAUUUUCACGUGUGAAGAUAUCAUGUUUUCGCGCGAAAGCUCACCUGGUAUUUCAUUGGUGUUUAUAUAAUAAAGCAAGCUCUUUCCAAGGCUUAAAGUAAAUAACUGGCAGAUGCUGGUUUUGUUGUCAGGUCAAACUUAAUAGACCUCUUUGGCUUGUAUGUUUUGUUUUCCCAAUAACAGUUCGAGGGGAAAUUCAUCCUUUGUCUUCUCUUAAAUUAUGUGUACAUAUGCACAGGAAUAAGAUAACAUUUGAAUGAAACAGUUCUACAGUAUUAUCACGUGACCUCCUUUGGAAAGAAAAAACGUACAAGCUAGGGGUCUGUUUUGCUCAAAUAUGACCCAUUUUUGGCUAGUCAUAUGUUAUAAAGAAAGAGCUUUAGGAUUACAAAGUACAAUAGCCCUUGCUGUGCUCUUUGUCAGUGUAGACAUGCAAAAAAAAAAACAACGGGGGAACAGACAAAAGACAGGUAAGGGAAAAGUCCAUGUCUCCGACUCUUCCCUGCACCUACAUGAUUUUCAUGUAACUUUUCUUGAACCUCUUUCCCUACUAUCCUGGAUACCGGAAAAGGCUAAAUGUAGGAAUGAAAUAACUUGCCUAAAAUAAAGAGACAAAUGUGGUAAAGACAAACUAACCUACCGAAAUAAGUGGUAAGAUAGCAAGACUUUUGCCUUAUGAGGAGCCAUUAGCAUAAAAAAACAACAGAAAACAAAAGAUUAAUGUGGUACAAAGAAAACUGACACACACAAAGUCAGUAGAAAAACAAGACUUAAUAAUGUACAAAUGAAGUAUUUUACAGCUUGCUCAUCUUUGCCAACAGACCUAGGAAUAGACAAAGAGGAAGGCCUAAAGAUCAUCCAAACAAUAAGGAGUUCAACUGAGUCAGCACAGUUGGCAACUUCAAAGUCAGGUCGGACCACUGGGAAAACUGUGUCAAAUGUCAUAUUGGGAAGCAAAAAUGCCUAUGACCUUCUACAACAAGAACAAUCAUCAGGAAGCAUUGUUACUUUCUGUGAGCAGCUUGAUGACAUGUUAGGUGGCGGGGUUCCAGUGGGAAAAAUCACAGAAUUCUGUGGGGCCCCUGGAGUAGGGAAAACACAGAUAGGGUAUGUUUUAACAAGAAAAUGCUUUGUUGACAAUUUGCCAUUGUACAAACAAGACAGGAACUGGAGCAGAAAUGUGUCCCACAAUAUUGUUUCUGGGAUUGACACUGGGGACGCACCCGUCAGCUAUUUGCCAAUCCUGUAGUAUCAGUCCCAGAAGUUAACUUGGCUCACUGUUUCUUUCUCGUUUCUAAAGUGGCUAAUUACCGUAAAUUUAAUUUUGUUGGAAUUUUUGAGACAAAAUUGUUCUUCCCUUGAGAACUCAGACUGUGUCCUCUCUGGGAUCUGACAGUCUGAACCGGUCCUAAGAAUUUUUUUUGUAUUGUCAAGUUGGUCUAAAAAGAGCUGCAAAUAACAGUCAGUCUUUAGACAACAGUCAACUAUCACUGGCCCCCUGUUAAUAACGGACAUGAUAUCUUCACAAAGUUAUGCAUGUAUGAUAUAUAAUACCGAAGAAUUUCACUUUGAAGAAUGAAAUCUGCCUUGAGCAAAGGAGAAUUAUUGUCAUACUUCCUACUGAAAUAACGUUUUGGUAUUGACUAUUUGAGUUGACUGUAAUCAGUCUUCCUGCAAAUCCUACAUUUACUAUGCAUAAUUUGUUUUAAAGAUGCAAAAUUGCUCCCUUGUUGACUUAGUUUGACAUACUCAUUGUUCAUCUACAAUAUGGGCCUACGUAUGGGCCUGUAUCUUUCUCUCAGAAGAUUUCCCACUUUAUUCCCCCCCCAAAAUAGUUCUUUUGUUUAGUCAGGAUGCUGGCUGGAUAUUGGACUGUCUUAAUUUUCCUGUUUUAUUAACCUAAACUUUAUCUCAGCCCAUAAAAAUGCAAAGCACAAACUGCAAUGUAUAGUCUUGCCUGAAUAAUUAUCAGGCCUUCCUAUUAAAUAAAAGGGGCUAGGCUAGGGGAGAGGAGAUUUUAGGUGGGGGAGGGGAGAGGGGGAAGGUUUCUCUCCUUUCACUCUCUCCCUUUUUCACUUCUAUCUUCCCCCUUUCCCCCCACCCCCAAGAAAUGCCUGAUACUCAGGCUACCUGUAUGUAUAGCCAAUAUCCAGCCAUCUUGACCUCACACGUGGUUGAUAAUGUAUGCUCAAUAUUAUAGUUUCAUUACAGUACCUCAUAAGGUCAGCAGUUAUUGGCAUCGUUUUUGAGUUUAUAGAGCAGUUUCUAAAUUUGUUUAGAUGUUUGUGAUUUUAAAUUUUAUGGUUGUUUUUAUUCUUUUGUACAAAGCAAAGUAAAGAUUUCCAAGUUUGAUACCUCUAGUCCAAAUCAUUGAUGAAUUUCAGCAGGAAAGUCUUCAAUGGCCUUGGUACUGGUUGGUCUCAAGCUUUACGGUUGAACCUCUCUACAACGUGCACCUUGGGGACAGAAGAAAGUGGCCAUUGGAGACAGGUUGAAACAAGAGUGAAUGUAUGGACUGUCUGCCAAAAACAAAUGGCCGUUGUAGAGAGGUGCCCAUUGGUGGAGGUUCGACUACAAUUAGAAAAGAGAUAAUUAAGCCAUGGUUGAAGGGAAUUUUUCUUUUUUAUUGAAGAAUGCAGCUUGCAGUGGAUGUACAAAUACCAGAUGAGUUUGGAGGACUUAAUGGAGAGGCAAUUUAUAUUGGUACAUGUAUUUAUAAAUACUAAGCAGUAAACCAAAUGUUCUAUUGGCUUACCAAGGUAUUAUUCCCUGGGCUUGUCUCACAACUUCCAUAGUGUGUCAAAGUGUGUUAUAUUUAGUUUUGGCAUUUAUCAUGCCAUUAGACCUGUAGAACAUUUGGUCUAUUUGAUUGCUUUAAUAUUAUUAUCAUAUUACAGUAAGUUACUGUUACAAUGAUGUAUUUGUGUUAACUGGUUCCAAUAACAGAAUGUUUUCCUGGAUCUAAUCAAUUGUAGCAUGAGUUCGUAACUUAAUAAAAAAUUCAGUUCCUGAAGUAUUUUGCAAACACUCUCUUUAUUAAGUAAAGAUGAGAUAAAGAAACUAAUUCAAGGCUAAAAAUAAUCAGGUGACUAAUCCAUUUGGACCAAUCAGAAUGUGGGCAAGCAGAUCUUGCUGACGUCUUCUUAAGUUAGUAAUAUUAGGGAUGAAAAACCUUAGCUCCAAAAUGAUAUGCUUUCUCAUUAAUUUCAUCUGAUGUCCAGUCCGACGGCAAAUAGACAGUGGGUAAAUUUUUCGUAAAAUUGGAUGUUGUCUGGUGAUCCAUUGUCAUUUGCAGGUCUGUUUAUAUAUAUAUUUAUUUAUUUUAUUUACCAUGUAAAGCCCAAGAUUCAAUACUGAAUUUAAAGGACUGCCUUGUAUAUGCCUUGUAUAAAAUUAGGAUCAUUAGUGUAUGCAAAAUACAGAACAUACAGUACACACAUACAGGUGUAUGUACAUGACCAUGUAUGUGACUGUUAUUGUGUGGAUUUCACCGCAGACACUGAGGGGAGCUUUAUUGUUGAGAGAGUUUUAGACAUAGCAGAUGCAGCAGUCAAACACAUGCAGCACAUAGUUCAAUCUGCUGAUAUGGAUGAAACAGGUACAAUCAGCUGAUUUUGAUUUGAUUUUUCUGUUCUAAGAAUAAGCUUAUAAAUUAGAUGAGGAAUUAAAAACACUAAUGACAAAGCUGGUGUACAGACUGUAUGCAAGGGUUUCAGGUUAAAUAGCCUUAAGGAUGUUUUCAUUUGAACUCUAGAGGCAAAAAAAUUUCUUACUAACAAACAUCAAUAUUCUUUUGAAGAAUAUUUGGUUUAGAUGUGUGUCCGUCUGUUACUUUUCAACAAUUUGUCACCUGAAUAAUAUAUCAAAUAAAUCUAUAAACAGCUUUUUAAUCUUCAUUCUUUCCAAUUUGUAGUUUACUAAUUUGCCACUUAAGAAAUGAAAAGAAACUGGACAGAGUUAACUUUUGCAAAGACUUCUGGGAUUGUUACUGGGGACAGGAAAACAAUUGGUCGAUAGCUGACCGAUGCGUCCCUGUAAGCAAUCCCAGAAGUCUUUGGGAAAAUUAACUUGGUGCAGUUUCCUGCUCAUUUCUAAAGUGGUAAAGAAACAAAACUAUGCCAUCUCAUUUGAAAACGGUAGCCUCCUUAACCCUUUAAACCCUAAGGUCAAAAUUUGAAUUCUCAUUUGUUGCCUCAUUUCCUACAGAAGUAGUGGGGAGAAGAUGAUAAAAUAUCAAGCAAAUUCAUCUUUUUUGAUCUUGUGUGUAAUUCUCAUUACCACUCUGUUUUACAAAGCAUUGAUAUUACAAGGAGAAAUUUGAUGCUUAUCACUCAUGUGACUUAAAGGGUUAACCCUGACUUAAAUAACAAUAAUAAAACCACACAGGUUUGCUUGGAUUUUCAUUUCUUUAAUGUUUCUUUUUUUAUUUUCCGUUUUUUCUUUCAUUUGUCUUGGACAGAGAGAUCUCUACAAACCGAAGCUAUGAAAACGUUCCAAGUUGAAAACAUCUUGUCCAAGAUUUAUGUGUUUAGAUGCCAUGACUACAUGCAGUUAAUAGCACUGUCACAUGUUUUACCAGAGUUCUUGGCAGACCACUCCAAGGUAUGUUUAAUAGUCAGUCAUAGUGGAUAAACCUUGUCAACUCCCAAACUACAGUGGGGGCACUCCCGAUCAUGGCCUAUACAGGCAGGCUCUGUCCAAAAGUAGUACCUUUUUCUACCUUUGAGUGUAUCAAAGGAUAGGGAAUUCACAAGAAGAAGGAUAUGAAAGGGUGGCUACCGGUAUAUUAUUUUAAUUAUGAAUGUUACAUGAAAAUUGCAGAAAAGGUCCUGUUUUUAUAAUAUUAGUGAUUUAAAGGGAUACCAUUUUUGAAUAAAAGGUACACGAAAAGAACACGUUUUCUGUGAAAAAUAGUAUAAAGAGUGAAAGCGUCGGGCAAAGCCUCCCCAUAUAAAACUUUGUUGAGUAGCUCCCCCCGUGCAUCAAUGCACCAAGGCAACGACAGCAGUGAAAACGUGAUUAAUAAUUUUUGUUAUGAUUCCAACCACUCAAUUUAUUAAAUAUUGGUGAAAUUGUAGGGACCAAAGGCAAGCCAUUUCCAUGUUGUAGUGCUGUCAGCCUCCUUUUCGAAACAAGUGCAGGUGCAAAAUAUUUGAUAUAAAAAUACAGUAACGGCCACCUUGGGGACAAAAGAAAGUGGCCUUUGUGGAGAGGUGGCCGUUGCACCAGGGAUUUUUAUGUUGUAGCUGUUUAUUUUCCCGUACAAAUUACAGGUGAAACUCAUAGUAGUAGACAGUAUUGCCUUCCAGUUCCGCCAUGAUUUUGAUGAUCUCGCGUUAAGGACGAGGCUUCUAAAUGGUUUGGCACAGAGUUUUAUCAAGAUGGCUUGUGAAAAUCAUCUAGCUGUAAGUAAAGAAAUCCAUGAAGUGAAUAACUAUUUCUGUUUAAACAAGUAAUAACUUAUGUAGUUCAAAAGUCUAACCGUUUUUAUGGUGAUAACGGUGACGUUUAUGAUUGAGACGGUAAUGAUGAUGAUGGCGAUGGUGAUGAUGAUGGCGAUGGUGAUGAUGAUUAUGAUGGUGGUAAUGAUGAUGAUGAUGAUGGUGACAGUGUUGACGCUGAGAGGUGAUGAAGAUAUGAUAAUGGACUGCAAAAAUUAGUCGUUUGUCCAUGUAUGUCGUCUAAGUGAGUGCUAAAAUGGUACCUUUUACGGACGUUUUAGCUUCGUUCCCGAUGCACACCUAGCCCUGUGCACUGUGAGCGCAGCAAUUGAAAAACACGACAGUUUGUCAAUCCACCCUAAUAACAGCUAAGUAAAUCAAACUGAUUUUGCUUCCUUCAGGUGGUUUUUAUGAACCAGAUGACCACACGCGUGAAAUCCACGCAGCUUAGUCAGUCGCACCUUGUACCAGCGCUAGGUGAGCUUAUUGUUAUUCCUCAGUAUUGCAUUGCGCAUCCUACGUUAUAGUAUGGCGGCUUUUGCCUCAAGGCGGAAGCUAACCAGAAAGGUAAAUCUUCAUUUUCUCUGAAACGAGUAUGGCGACCCAUCAUUUUCAUGUCGGCUCUCUCUCUUUUUUUUGUUCAAUUGAACAUUGAUAUUCUGCCUGCCAGUUCCAUGUGCAGAAAAGUAUACAACAUUCAACAGCUAGAAUGUCAGUGUAUAUGAAUUUCAAUGUUAGUUGUGUGAUGCAAAAUUAAUUGAUAGAUAGCCUAUUAUAAAGACCAUUUCAGCCAUAGGCUGAAUUACGGGAUAUUUACAAAUACUGAUUAUAACAAAGAGAAAAUAAGAAAAUUAUCUACAUCUUAUAGACAUCGCUAAAAAUAAAACUUUUCUUCAAACGCUCGGUUUUACGUAGGGGGAGAGUGAAAUCACUUUUGCGUCUCAGUGCAUAUUUACAACUCUUCCUUUGGGGGAGGAGGCUAUGGAGACUGUGGGUGGGGUUACAGACGAUCUCGUCAAACAGAUCGAUUGAAAUCUUUUCUCUCCUCUCAUGAAGUUUCGGUAGGCCAACUGUUUCCAGUACUACACUAUAUGACAGGUCAGGAUAGAUGAUUCUGAAAGCCCUUCUUUGGAUCCGUUCCAAAUCUUCACUGAUGUAGUUUGGUAGAGAACGAUGGAAUACAGGACUUGCGUAUUCCAGGACGGGCCUAAUACAUGUCACAUAGAAUUGCACCAGUUCACUUGGUGCCACUCCGGAUCUCUUGAGUUGACGUAAAAAAAAAAAGACGAGAGGAACAUUUUCUAAUAAGUUCAGAGGAGUGCAUGUUCCACUUUAAACCGUGGCUAAUGGUCACGCCUAGCAAUUUGGCACCGGUGAAGGGGUUUGCCAUUUAGGACUAGGGGUUCAAAAUCGUGGUUGCUGUUGGAGAAUCCAAUUCGAAGUACUUUGCACUUGGCCUCAUUCAGUUGGAACCCAUCGAGACUCGCUUGUCUCGAAAGGUCACACGGAAAGGAUACACGUGCCACCAACUUCAUCAACGUGUAAGGAAGAGAAACAUUCGGUAGUUGGCAAAAUCCUCAAGAAACGCCGAACGAAACUAGAGUGUUUGAUUUUCGAGAUGUUAAUCAUCCGACAUAUAAGAGCCUCGCUUAACACUCAAGCGGACUCCAUUCGUGCGAAAAUCUUUAUUUGAUUGUUAUAAUUAUGCCCAACCCAUGACCCUUUGUCCUUUUUUCCAUGCACUUUUCGCACUUUCUUUUUCUAUACUGAAAUAUUUCAAAGAAUCUUGUUAAUAAUUCUUAUCUUUUUGUAAUGAUGACAAAAACCUUCAAAACGUCAAGUUUCUUCUAUAUCGUUGAUUUCUGUUUUAAAAUUAUGAUAUUGAUUUUCUUUUCUCUCCACAGGUGAAAGCUGGGGUCAUGCUAGCACCAUUCGAAUUGUUUUGUACUGGGAAGACAAUCAGAGGUAUGACGGACUUUUAGUCUGUUAAAAAUGAACGAAAUAGAGAGAUCUAUCAGAAGUGGUUAAUAGGACGUUGCUGUCAAACGAUCGCGAAUUGUUACAUCUCAGUAUCAAGCUGAGAAUCAUGGCCAGAGCUACUGUUAUUGUUUUAGGUCAAUUUCGUUUGGUUCGUUUUUUCCGAGUUCAGAGUCUUUUUGCUUUACUGACCACAAGCUGUGAAACUUGAAAGGGGUCGAUACAGAUGUUUGUUAUUCCACUAUUAAGUAAUUUUACCAUAUAAGGUCAAGAGAACAAGCAAAAUACGAGGCAGUAAUACACCGUAGUGUCCUGGUUUAACCGGUUUACAACAGGGCGAAUACCGGCGGAUGCAAAAGGAGCAACUGUGGCUGACAGAGUCAGGAUGUUUUGGAUACCCUCUUUAGAAAAUAGAAGCCAAAAUACCAUUUUUCUUUUGCAGUAAAAUAAUUAACCUCUCAUUCAAUGGUUUGGCAUAUAAUACGCGCGAACAUUUUGCUAAUUGUUAACGUCAUUCUCACAGACAGAAUCAGGAUGUCUCUGAAUACUCUUGCCAAAAAAUAGAAGCCAAUUGCCAGAUAAUUUUUUUUUGUAGUGGAAUAAUAAACCUCUUAUUCGAUGGUUUAGCAUAUAAUACGAGCGGACAUUUUGCUCAUUGCUCGUAUUUUUCCUCGCCCCUGCGGGGCUCGGAAAAUACUACGCAACUCGCAAAAUAUCCGCACGUAUUAUAUGCUAAACCAUCGAAUAAGGUGUAUAUAUCCACAUAUCCUAAAGUCACCUUCAUAUUGAAAUGGGUAGCAUAACCGUCUUACACUGAUAUGAGGGAACUUGAGAUGGAGACGUUUUCGGGGCGACGGCGACCGGACUGGCAGAGAAAGCCUGGAACUAAGGCAGCCGUCGCUCGCGGUCAGAAAUAGAACAUUAAGAUCGCAGUGAACUCAGAAGGACGGCGCCUUUAAUUAGAAGAAUACCGAAGAGGAAAAUAUGGCUUCACAUAAAGAAGUAAGAGAAUAAAUAUUUGCUAUGCAGAAAACAUGUAUCGGAUGAAGAGUUUCUCGUUUUGUGGGAAAAUUAUGAGUCCAAAAAUCCCGAUUUUCCUCUGGACAGUUACGAUCCGUUCACGCUAAAAAACAUGCGGGAUGCAGCUGAGUUCAAGGCAGAAUUUCGUGUUGAAAAAAAAUGAUCUCCACAGGCUUGCCGAAGCCUUGCAAAUUACAGGAACAUUAAAAUGCUACCAAGGAACCGUAUUCUUAGUUUGGUAUUGAAAUAAUUCCCGGGAAAUACUUGCAUGCAACAACAACAACAACGGCAACAACUUUAUUUCAGUAUUCCCACGCCGAGUUAGUACAUGGUAUUACCUACUAUUCUAUAUAAUUUUCAAUGCGUUUCAUUUAUACGAUAUUCUAACGAAAAGAGCGAACUAAAACACACAAUUGAAAUAUCGGAGUUCAUAUUUUUUGUCUGGAUACUUUUAUUUGGCUCGUGGGAAAAUUCUGUCCCAUGUCCAGCUCACUUACGGUUGGCUGUUUGCCAAGUUGGAUCUUGACCCUGUGACAUGAAAACAUAGAAACAUUCAAAGAUGUAAGUUUAGAUAACAGAGCUUGGAAAUCGAGCUUGAAAUGUGCCUCAAAGAAAACAAGGACAAUUUAAGAACGAUAAUCUGCAAAAUGUUGGUUGCUAAACGCAACAAACCUGAUUGAAAUGAAAGUUAAAUACUCACGUUUUCGCCACAACGCCAAACAGACCAGUUUCACGUCGCCGACGGGACCACGACGGCAAGGUGGUGAGCACGAGCGUGCGCAAUAUCCAACAAAUGAUGAUGUCACGUCCGGUUGAAGUUGCCGUCGCCCCGAAAACGUCUCUAUCUUAAGUUCCCUAUGGAUGACUAUAAGCGUGCUGACAUCUCUAAACGUGCUUUCCUGGCAUGUCAGUGUGCAGUGUGUAGUCCUAUCAAUCACGCCAGACUCAACUGUGUCUUGUUACGGACCUCGCUAAACGAGAGUUGACGAUCUACAGCUCGUGAGGACUUUUGAUCCUCGGUCAUUUUUCAUUCUCUCAUUUAGUGAUGGUUGUUCUCUUCCCAACAGAUUUGCAAACUUAUACAAGUCGCCUUCACGCCAGGAAACGACAUCAGUUCCUUUCCAAAUUACGGUACAGUUAUUUUAGUUCUUAUUCUCACUGCUCCUCCUAUGGUCUGGGCUUAUAAAGUGAUAUUAUACGGGAAAUUGUCCAUACAGUCGAGCCUCUCGGUACGGACACCUCUCUAAUAACGACACAGUCUGGCUGAUGAGCUAUGCAAGGUGAUAUAAAGCCCAGUCGCUGUAUACCAAACAACAAUUUGUGAAAGGUGUACAGAGGAACAUAAGCGACUUUUUGAAGGCUUCAGUAACUACAGAUAGUUUAAAGAUCUUUUCUAUUACAUUUUGUACGCUAGUUACUGUUUACUGCACUUGCAAAAUAGCAAAAGACGCUUUCAGAAUUGUGCUUUACGUUACAACUUUUUACUUACAGCAUUGUGCUGUAGCUCGUUUCGUUUUAAAACAGAGAUUUGUCUACGACUGUCAUACUUUGUAGCUGAGAUGUGCAAUGUUGUAUGCUACUGAAAGACAGUGUCUUUGUACUGUGAAUUUAAAUGCAGUUUAAAGACGAGUGUUAGCCUGGUUUUAGUUACUGAACGCAUGAAACUGUAAUUGGAGUCAUAAAAGUGACGUCAUCAAAGUGACCUCUUUUAUGCGGACACCUCUCUAAAACGAACCCUUCGCUCUGUCCCUUCGGUGUCUGUAUUAGAGAGGUUUGAGUGUAUAGUCGUUAGUACUGUCAGUUUACCUCCAAGUAAAGAAGCAGCUCUUAAAAAAAAUCCUUAAUACUUCGGUCUGUGUGAAUCACUCGAUUCGGUUACUUGCGAACUGAUUUUGUGUUAGUUAUAGCUUAUUAAGAAACAGCUGCAGCCUGCGGCAUAAUCGCGAACGGAAAAAUAAAGUAUUUUCCAUUUGCACAUCUCCUAUAAACACCUUGUUCGCCUGCUGCCCAAAAAUGCAUUGUAUUUUUAUUUCUGUUGGGUAUUAAUUAUCGUAGUCCCAAGAAAAUUUGAAGUCAAUGUUUAUGCAGUAUACAAUAAAAAGGGUGUAUUACGGGAGAUGUGUAAAUGGUAAAUUACAAGCCGGAAUUUAAAAAAAACUGAACACAAUUACUUAUUGGUUACAGUCAUGAAACAGUAACAAAACCGAACAAGAUGAAGGUAACGUAAAUAAAAUGACCAGUAUGCGUUUUCUUGCUUAAAAAAAUUUUCCUUAGGGUUUAUUUCCAGUGACGCGUUUUUGGCUACGCACGUUAACGCACGUAAAUAAAAUAGAGGCAAGAUAUAAAGUGUUGAGAUUAAACGUGAAGUUGAGCGAGGUGCUACUUUUACGCUUACGUGCGACCUUUAAUACAUUGCCUCUAUUUUAUUUGUGAACGUAAAUUUUACGCACGCACGUAAAAAUUACGCGACAGUGGAAAUAAACCCUUGCUGAUCAUUCGUUAUUAUCAUAUUGCUUUUCUUUUGUCUCGUUUUAGGAGGGUGGAGUGCGGGACUACUUUGCAAACUGCACAGAACUGGAAAGUAAUGAUAACGUUGAUAGUGCGCUGGCUCAAGAACAUCACCAGAAUUCACCUCGUGACACUCUAAUGACGCGGAAAAGGCGGUUUGAAGAUCUCACGUAG
Porites lobata is the source of this 12842-nucleotide messenger RNA. Lineage: Eukaryota; Metazoa; Cnidaria; Anthozoa; Scleractinia; Poritidae. The record is from the annotation of a GenBank genome assembly.